Molecule: messenger RNA, 1677 nt
Organism: Lactuca sativa (garden lettuce)
Lineage: Eukaryota; Viridiplantae; Streptophyta; Magnoliopsida; Asterales; Asteraceae
Product: UDP-glycosyltransferase 76G1
Molecular function (GO): quercetin 3-O-glucosyltransferase activity; quercetin 7-O-glucosyltransferase activity
Source: RefSeq, a predicted model, not a curated record
AAUACUUAAACAAUUGCCUUAAAAAUCUGAUUCUAAGAAGUAAGAAGCUUAUUCUCAAUGGACAAUAGUGGCUGCCGGCGGCGGCGGCAAAGGGUGGUCCUUUUUCCGAUCCCAUUUCAAGGCCACAUAAAUCCUAUGCUUCAACUUGCAAAUAUACUUCACUCCAAUGGCUUCUCGAUCACAAUCCUUCACACUAACUUCAACUCAGCAUACACAUCAAAUUACCCUCACUUCACCUUUCGACCCAUUCUUGAUAACGAUCCCAAAAUCAACAAUCUUUCCAAGUUAGGAUCCCGAGGUGCCGGUGAUAUCCUUUCGGGUGUCGUUUUGUUGAAUCAAUAUGGUGACGAGAGCCUUCGCCAAGAGUUGGAUCAGAUGUUAAUGGCUUCAAAACAAGAACAAGAGCCUAUUGUGUGUUUGAUCACUGACGCACUUUGGUACUUCACUCAAUCAGUCGCAGAUAGUCUUAAGCUUCCGAGGAUUGUUUUAAGGACAAGUAGCUUGUUAUGUUUUCUUGUUUUUGCUUCCGUACCAUUUCUUGAUGAUCAGGGUUACUUUAAACAAGUCAACAGCCUUUUUGAUGAAGAGAUCAUAGAUUCAGAUCUGAAGAAUAUCAUAUUGGCCAGCGACGAAAAUAAAUUCAAGAAAGCUGGAAGUAGCAAGUCAGUGAAGGAUUUGGAAGAACGAGUGCUGGAGAUUCCAGUUCUUAAAGUGAAAGACAUCUCAAAGAUGAAAAUCAAAGGCCAGACAGAUCCAUCAGCGAAAAUACUAGCUAACAUGGUGACACAAACAAAGGCAUCUUCAGGAAUCAUUUGGAACUCCUUCAAGGAACUUGAAGAACUCGAACUUGAAAAGAUCCAUAAAGAGUUUCCUAUUCCGUCUUUCCUGAUAGGUCCAUUUCAUAAAUACUUUCCAGCGUCAUUCAGCAGCUUGCUAAAACCCGACAGAAGCUUUUUCACAUGGCUAGACGAACAAGCACCUAAUUCAGUACUAUACAUAAGUUUCGGUAGUGCUUCUCAAAUGGAGAAACAAGAUUUCAUGGAGGUCGCUCAUGGUUUGGCCAGUAGCAAGCAGAAAUUCUUGUGGGUGAUGCGUGAAGGAUUCGUUAAAGGUUCAGAAUGGAUCGAAGGGUUACCUGAUGGGUUCUUGGAUCUGGUGGGGGAAAGGGGACGUAUUGUGAAAUGGGCUCCUCAACAAGAAGUAUUAGCUCAUCGAGCAACUGGGGCAUUUUGGACUCACAGUGGAUGGAAUUCGACAUUGGAGAGUAUUUGUGAAGGUGUUCCUAUGAUUUGUUCGCCGUUUUGGGGUGAUCAACCAAUAAAUGCAAGAUUUAUAAGCGAUGUUCUCAAGGUCGGGGUUUACCUGGAAAAUGGGUGGGAGAGAGAAGAGAUAGAAGGUACAAUAAGAAGAGUAAUGGUGGAGGAAGAAAGGGAAGGUAUUAGAGAGAGGGCAAUGUGUUUGAAGGAAAAGGUAAAUGUUAGCUUAAUGAAGGGAGGGUCUUCAUAUGAAUCUUUAGGGUCUCUUGUUGGUUACAUCUCUUCCUUAUAAUCCAUAUAAGUUCUUCAUUUUGAUGUAGAGAAUAUGUAACUUGUAACUUUUUGUAUUCCUAAUGUUAGGUCAUUAGUGAUCUACUGAACUCUUAGAAGAUUUAAAUGGAGUGACAAAUAAGAGAAAGAA